This is a messenger RNA of Pongo pygmaeus (Bornean orangutan), 2102 nucleotides long. Its product is annotated as multiple C2 and transmembrane domain-containing protein 2-like. Lineage: Eukaryota; Metazoa; Chordata; Mammalia; Primates; Hominidae. The record is from RefSeq and is a predicted model, not a curated record. The coding region runs from base 171 to 668 and encodes 165 amino acids. The transcript has 8 exons.
GUGAUCCUUAUGUGAAAUUUAAGCUGACUGGGAAGGUGCUGUACAAAAGUAAAGUCAUAUAUAAGAACUUGAACCCAGUUUGGGAUGAGAUAGUUGUAUUGCCAAUACAAAGCCUUGAUCAAAAGCUACAUGUGAAGGUAUAUGAUUGAGAUUUAACCACAUCUGAUUUCAUGGGUCCUGCAUUUGUCAUUCUCAGUGAUCUUGAGCUUAACAGAACAACUGAACAUAUUUUAAAACUGGAAGAUCCAAACAGUUUAGAAGAUGACAUGGGAGUGAUCAUCUUAAAUUUGAACCUAGUGGUAAAACAGGGUGAUUUCAAGAGACAUUCCUCUUUGAUAUGCAACCUACAGCUCUCUGAGUCCUUGAAAAGAAACCAGCUCUGGAACGGGAUUAUAAGUAUAACUUUGUUGGAAGGGAAGACUGUCUCAGGAGGAAGCAUGACAGAAAUCUUUGUCCAGUUAAAACUGGGAGAUCAGAGGAUGGGCAUUUUGGACAUUGAAGUGUGGAGAGAGGACAGUAAAAAGCAGGAGGAAAGUCUGGGCAGUACAAUAGAUAACAAAAGUAUCUUUUGGGAGCUGGCUCUACGGCUUUACCCUGCAGCAAACUUGCAGGUGGGAGAAAUCUACAAUAAAAUGUCGACUGCUUCUCAGCCUGAAAGAUUGUGCUAGCAUAUGGACAUCACUGACUUGCUACUUAUGGUUCCUUCUUCGUGGCUAUUGUUUAAAUAUUUCAAGGGUUUUUUUUUUUUUUAACACAUUUGCUUUUCUUUGUGAUGUUCAUUGUAAGGCCCAGCUAUUUUAUUUUCCAACUGUUGGGAAAAACCUUUUUGUGUCUGGUGCAAAUGUAUCUUAACUGUCUCCUCUCCAAGGCCUGUCUCAUGCUUUAUUUUUGGAUAAAACCUUGAUGUUAAUAAUUGAGCAUUAGAGUUAAAAAUCUAGAUGGACUGUCUGGGGAAAUUCUCUUCGGGGAAGCUGUGUAGGCCGUUCAGUGGGAGAGAAGGAACAUCAGCUCUGGGGUCACACAUCCUGAGCUUCCUGAUAACACACUGUCUGCUAACUGUGGGACUUGGACAGUGCAUUCCCUGUGGAGUAUGACUCUGUAUCUGUAUAAUGGGCUCACUGGCCAACUGGCAGGGUCAUCAUGGCAAACAGUAACAACAUCUACUUGACAUUGUUUAUUCCCUUGCUCACUCUGAUGGUGUAAAGUGGAUAUCUCCACACCCCCUCUGAAGCAAGCCAACUGCCUGGAGCUGCUGCUGGACAGCUGUCUGGGGACAGUGAAAGAAAGCAGAUUACUCAGCCAUAGGUGUGGUCCUUGCACGAUGACUUCCUUCCAAAGGAGUGUAGUAUGGAGAAGGAAAAAAAAGGGCAACUUUACAGUGGAGAAAGGGGACGACACCUCCUCACCUAGGGGAUCAAGGUUGAUAUCAACAGGAGGAAGUCACCCUGACAGUAUGUAUCCUUGAUAUGAUGCGAUGAGAAUGGCACUUUACCUCUAUGGUCUUUCUCCCCAAAAUCAAUAACGUGAGUCUAAUAAGAAGAAAAAUAUCACACAAAUCUCAACUGAGGGACAGUUUAUAAAAUAACUGACCAGUAACCCUCAAAAGUGUCAAGGUCAUCAGAAAUAAGGAAAAGAGAUCCUAGAAGAAGGUUAAAAAAAACAGCAACAACAAAAAAGGAAAAACAGAAACAAAAACCAAGGAAAAUCUGAGAAACUGUUACAUGUCAGAGGAGCCUCAGGCGACGUGAUGACUAAAUGUGAAGUGAAAUCCUAGAUGGGAUCCUGGAACAGGAAAAGAACAAUGGGUAAAAGCUAAAGGAAUCAGAAUAAAGUAUAGACUUCAGCUGAUAACAAUGAAUCAAUAUUGCUUCAUUAAUUGUGAUAAAUGUAUCAAACUAUUAUAAGUUGUUAAUAAUUUUCUAAAGAGUCUGAAGAGAUUAACUGCCAUUUAUAAUUAGCGGAUCUUGUUUUUAUCCUGAUUAGAAUAAAUUAAGUAAAAAAGACAUUUGUAAAUCAAUCUGGGAAAUUUAAUUUAUGAGCUGCGUAUAGAUAGUGCCAAAAGAUUUACCUUUAAAUAUGACUGAAAUGCCAGAAAAUAAAGA